Messenger RNA from Cydia strobilella, 1983 nucleotides. RefSeq lists its product as uncharacterized. The transcript has 6 exons. Gene Ontology annotation, cellular component: septate junction; membrane. Bases 291 to 959 code for a protein of 222 amino acids. The record is from RefSeq and is a predicted model, not a curated record. Gene Ontology annotation, biological process: septate junction assembly; regulation of tube size, open tracheal system. Lineage: Eukaryota; Metazoa; Arthropoda; Insecta; Lepidoptera; Tortricidae.
UCCGCUUGUUGAUUUUAAAUCAUAGACUAUAGAGUGCGUUACUACGUUGUGUGUGUAUUGAAGCCGUUACAAGAUUCACUAUCUGUGAAGUGACUGAAGUGUGAGAAGUCGGCAAAUGAACGGGGCAGGGCGUAGGCAUCUAGCGAUGAAAUCAAAAACUUAAAACUACUAUCUCGUAUAAAACAUACUGUAAUGAUAUAUUGAUAGUUUAGUUUUGUUUUAGUUAGGUGGUUGUGACACUUAAGUAGUUUCGUAUAUUGUUCAAAGUUUGCAGCUCGACGCUAGAAACAAUGAAGAACAGAAGUUUGGCCGGCAAUUGUGGCAUUGGAGUGUUUGUCAUUGCCCUUGUGACGGUGGCACUGGCAUUCGGCACGCCUAACUGGCUGGUCAGCGACUACAGGAUAAGGGGCUCCAGGCUGGACAAAUUAGGCUUAUGGAGUCAUUGCUUUAGGUCUCUUCCCGAUCCGUAUGACCAAUACCAGAGAAGAUUCUUUGUGGGAUGCCGCUGGGUGUACGAUCCGUUUACUACGGGUUACGAUAGAAUAAGAGGAUUUUUACUACCGGGUUUCAUGAUCGCAACUCAGUUUUUCUUCACACUGUGUCUCCUUGGUGUACUGAUAUCGACCAUCCUGGUGCUGAUAUUCUUCCUCUGCUGCGGACCUGAUCAAAACCGACUUGUGACCUUAAUCAAGACUAUAGGAUACAUCAUGUUGGGCUCAGGUAUCUGCGGAGUAAUAGCAGUGAUUGUAUUUGCGUCGCUGGGCAAUGCGGAUGGGUGGAUGCCGAACCAUGAAAAUAACUAUUUAGGUUGGUCAUUCGGCUUGGGAGUGGUCGGCGCCGUCAGCUGUCUCAUCACGGCAGCGCUCUUCUUGACGGAGGCCAACAUCCAGCACAAAAAGCGAAACAAGCUCAAGGAAUCGCAAGCCCAGUUCGAAUUGGAACAGGAUUCCAAAGCAUAACAAAUUACUAAAAGGUCAAGCGAGAUAAAUGCAACUAUGGAUUAUUGCGUCGCUCCGUUCUUUUCUUUCUCGAAUACGAUUGGUCGGAACGCCCUCUAUGCUACGUUUCAUUUCCAAGUAGCUCAGGCUUUUAUCACUAGAUGACGGGACCUUUUGUAAUUCACGUUGUUAUAAAAAAUAAGUCAAAUAGACACAAUAAUCCCAUAGUUGCAUUUAUCCCGGUCGACAUUACAUUAAAUCUCCGUCCUUUUAGUCGUUAUAAAUACGAAUCUCACACAUUUCUAACAUUUAUUUUGGUAUCUUAAAAGUCUUAAAACGGACUAGAUAAUCUAGAAAUCUCGCUAUAUCGCACAUUUACCAGUGCAAAUCUAUUAGGCUAUAAGUUUUAUUCAAGACAUGUAAUCUUAGACUGAUUUUCAUUUCCAUGUUUUAAAAUUAUUAGUUAUUUAACUUUCACAUGUGCCUUUAAAUGUUUGUUAUAGGUAAGUGUAAUUAUUCAUUUAGAAUAGGUUGAGGCAAGUGAAUAAUUUGUACACCCGUCCAAUAUACCAACGCAUUUAUAUGUAAGUAGGUAUCCGUCCAUGGUAAUACUUAUAAUAAAUGUUAUUAUAGAGUAGAGAUAGGCAUCAACGAGCAGCUAUUAUAUCACUGACAUCACAUGUCUUAGAUAACAAUGAAAUGUGAUUAUGUUACGCAUACGAAUAUGAAUACACACUCAAUACGUAGAUCUUAUUAGAUUAAAGGUAAAGCCUGGUAGGAUACAUAAAUAAAGGGCAGCUUCAGCUGAACUCGCCACGUAAUUUGAAUUUCGAACAUCGUCUACCUAUCAUUGUCUAUCGCUCGAAAAUUACAAGGGUGAAAAAGAUGGAGAUAGGGUAUCUUUAGCCCAUCCGGUUCUUGCCAACUUUAACCUUUUGGACGCCAAUGACCGAUAUGUACAUUAUAUACGCACCGUAGGUUCAACGCCAAAGACCGAUUAAUCGGUCGUAGACCACAGAGCAACAUAGACCUACAUGCAUAUGCA